UCUCCGCUUCUCCAGCAGCUGAGUCGAGCGGACACGCCGCGGAACAGCAUCUUCCGCCUCUUUCAAACAGGAUCCCAUUAAAACCGUGGAUGCAGAAACACAGGAGAUAUCCCUUUUGAUCCUGUCAGGCAUAUAGCAAAUUUUGAUGUGACGAACCUUUUUUUUUUUAAGCUUAAACAAUAUCGUGGAAUAACGAGCUGCGGGACCAGGGUCGUGCGUCAGGAUGCUCGGGUGCAGUCGGGAUUUCCAUUUGACAGCAGUGUUGGCAGUGGCACUUGUGGCCUGUGUGUUGUGCUUCAAUGUGGACCAGAAGAAUGGGUUGUCCUUCAACGGCCCAUUGGAGGACAUGUUUGGCUACACUGUCCAGCAGUUUCAGAACGACGAGGGAAAAUGGGUUCUGAUUGGAUCACCGCUGUCGGGCCAGCCGAAAACAAGGACAGGAGACGUCUACAAGUGUCCUGUGAGAAAGGGCGACAACACGUGCAUCAAACUGGAGCUGCCAAAAAACACAACUAUUCCCAACUUGCGUGAAGUCAAAGAGAACAUGACCAUGGGAACCACUCUGGUGACCAAUCCCAGUGGAGGCUUUCUGGCGUGCGGUCCUCAGUACGGCUACAUGUGUGGCGAGCAGCAGUACAUCGUCGGGGUCUGUGCCAACGUGAGCUCCUCCUUCCAGAUCUCCAACUCUUUCUCUCCGGCCGUGCGAGAGUGUUCAAAGAAUCUGGACAUUGUGAUCGUCUUGGAUGGAUCUAACAGCAUCUAUCCCUGGAGCAGCAUUGUUGAAUUUCUGAUUCGCUUCCUCGGGCCGAUAGAGAUUGGACCUAAACAGUCACAGGUGGGGAUAGUGUCUUAUGGUAAAACUGUGAGCCACCUCGUCAACCUGAGCCAGUUUGACAACACUGGUGAGCUGGUUAAGUUUGUGGAGAAACUUCCUCAACACACCGGCAUCAAGACCAACACUUUCCUUGCCGUGGAAACAGCCAGGAAGGAGGCCUUUAUGCUGGAGCGAGGUGCAAGACCUGGGAUGAAGAAAGUGAUGGUGAUUGUGACGGAUGGAGAGUCACAUGACUCCCACGAUCUACCCAGGGUCAUCGACAACUGUGAGAAGGACGGUAUCGAGAGGUUUGGCAUCGCUGUUUUGGGAGACUAUGGCCGUCAGAACAAAAGUGCAGCGGACGUUCAUAAGUUUAUCAGAGAAAUCGAAAACAUUUCCAGUCAGCCGUUGCAAGAUCACUUCUUCAACGUGUCCGAUGAGCUCGCUUUGGUGCACAUAGUGGAUACGCUGGGCAGCAAGAUUUUUGCCUUGGAAGCUACAACUGGUAAUUAUACUUCGUCCUUUGAGAUGGAGAUGUCCCAAACUGGCUUCAGUGCGCACACCACCACGGACGGCGUGUUACUGGGAGCAGUGGGAGCGUACAACUGGAACGGGACGGUGGUAAUGGAGAUUGGUGGAAAAUCAGUUGACCCGGGAAAAACUCAGUUUUAUGAUCCAAACACGGAGGCCGGGUACGAAGGCCUGGCCGGAUACCUUGGAUAUGACGUCCAAUCAGCAUCGACCCCCAAUGGAGUGCUUUACAUCACAGGGGCGCCGCGGUACAACCAUACAGGCCGCGUCGUCAUCUACCGCCUGAAUGAGGAGAAUGAGGAGAACGAGAUCGUCGUCUCACAGAUACUGAAAGGAGAACAGAUCGGUUCCUACUUUGGAAGUGUCCUGCAGACUAUCGACAUUAAUGAUGACUCCUAUACAGACCUACUUUUAGUGGGAGCGCCAAUGUACAUGGGCUCAGAAAGAGGCGAGCAGGGACAAGUAUACGUCUAUAAACUGAGUCAGGCGGGCCUGUUUGAGCACCAGUUCACCUUAAAGCCUAAGAACCAGUCCUGCUGCGCCCCGUACUCAGCCAGCUGCACCAACAAAAAUGAACCGUGUGGCGCCCGGUUCGGUACAGCCAUAGCAGCGGUGACGGAUCUCAACCUGGACGGGUUCAACGAUGUGGCGAUUGGUGCACCGUUUGAGAAUGACCACAGAGGCGCCGUCUACAUCUAUCACGGAGACAAGACUUCACUAAAGGAGGAGUUUGUCCAGCACAUCCCUGCAGGAGGUGAUGGGAAAAAGGUGAAAUUCUUUGGUCAGUCCAUACAUGGAAUCAUGGAUCUAAACGGAGAUGGGAUCACAGAUGUCACUAUAGGGGGCCUGGGCGGGGCUUCAUUGUUCUGGUCCAGAGAUGUUGCAGAGCUGCAUGCAAACAUGUCUUUCAACCCUGUUAAAAUCAACCUGCAGCAGUCCCAACACCAGUGUGAACAUGGGGGGCGCAAGUCUGCGUGUGUGGUGACCAAAGUGUGUUUCCGGUACCACAUCAAAUCUGACACGAAGGAUUUAAACGCUAUCGCAGAAAUUCGUUAUACCUUGACUCUGGAUGCUCUGCGUUCCAAAGCCAGGGCUGCGUUUAUUGAUGUGGGCACGGAUAAAAGUGAUCGUAAGAUUACCAAGACCUUCAAAAUCAAAGACAGACAGAGAAAAUGCUUGAAUGAGACCUUCAUGAUGUCGGCCCGGCUGGAUUUCCGAGAUCCUCUCUUGGUGUCUUUGGAUUUUGAAUUAGCUGACAAGGACCAAGGCCCCGUCCUGGAUGAAAGCAUUCCCAGAUCCAUCAAUAAGACGAUUCCUCUGGUGGACUGUGGAGGUGAUGAGAGGUGCAUCACUGACCUCGCCCUCCGAGCAGAGGCCAGUGUAAAAAGGAUGGUGAUCAAAGUUAACACCAAUGACAAAAUCGACGUGAACAUCAACAUCAAGAACAAACGAGACAACGCCUACAACACCAAAGUUACGCUGACCUUCACCCCAAACAUCAACUAUGUUAAAGUCGAGCCUGAGACGGCGUGCACUCUGAACGGCACGAGACUGGAGUGUGCCGUUGGAUAUCCCUUCCUGGGCAGCAAUGCAGAGGAAAAUUUCAAAGUGAAAUUUGAAACAAAUCCAAAGAAAAUUCUUGACAAAAUUCAGAUCAAUGUGACAGCGACAAGUGACAGUGAGGAGCUGUCCAUGAGUGACAACACUGUACAAAUAUCCAUUCCUGUGAAGUAUCAACCGGCAGUCAUAUUCACAGUGAGUCCUGUGAACGAGCACAUUGUAGUAAAAGACGGUGAGAAGUUUAACCCAGAACUCAACGACACCAAGAUGAUUGGAGAGAACCUCGACGUCAGCUACACGGUGGACAGGUCGGGAGAUGCAGUGACUCCACCACUGGAACUUACCGUGACAUAUCCUCGUCUGUCUCCUCUGGGGAACAUAUUGUUGCUUCCAAGACAACUUAUCGUCACCUCAGAGGUGGAAUGUAAACCUAAGGGGUUCAUCAAGUCCGACAUCACAGUUCCCAAAACUAAAAAAGAAACUCUGAGUGUCUUCCUGCUGCAAUGUGAACAAUCAACAUGUGAAACAUUUUCCUGCUCCAUCCCUGCGGGCAAGAGCAGUCAAGUCAACAUUACAUUCAAAAUGUGGAAACCUACGUUUAUAAAGGGAGAUUUUUCCAGUCUCUACAUGAUGGUGAAUGCUACGCUGUCCAUUGAAAACACACACCUGUUUGAGCUGGGCAGCAACGACAACACUAGAGAUGUGACGAUCCAAGUUUCCAAAGAGACAGUUAGUGGAAUCCCGAUUUGGAUCAUCAUCGUCAGCAUCCUCUUAGGACUGUUAAUCCUAGCUCUCGUCAUCUUUAUCCUCUGGAAGCUGGGCUUCUUCAAGAGAAAAUCCCCAGACUACUCAAAGGAAGAUGCGAUGGACUGAAGCGUCCAAUCGGACACCACUGGGUCACGCGGAGGAGCAGACGGAGGAGACGCCUUAAAACCCUCAGACACCUCAGUACUUUGACACAUUGUCUACCUUGAAAACACAUUUGCCAUCACUGACUCCUACUUUGUUACCAGUCAGAUAAUGCUUGCAAAUACAUCCAAAUUGUUUUUCCGAGCUGCUUUAAGCACCAGGUUACAACAUUGGAGCUACCCCAAAGGGCCCACACGCAGAGCCACUGACACUUCACUGUAUGCUUUAUUUAAAUUAUUUGUGUUAUUUCCUUCCACUUCUUUGUUUAUUACCAGUAAACUGUUAAAAUAGUAUUUAGCUUUCUUACGUUAAGCAAAUUUCCAACAGUUUUAGAGUGAGAUAGCUCUAUAUUUUGGAUUUUUUUUUUAAAAGUACUCAGGUUUUUCACAAUGAGGAUCUAAAGUUGCCUAAAUCCCCAUAAAAACGUAAUGAUGUUGAUAUCAUUGUAUCAUUAGCAUCCAAAGGUAUCAAAAGACUUUGGCUUUGAAGCAGUCUGUCUUAUGGCUUUGACGCUUGUGUUAAUGUUUGCUACAUAUUUUUUUACGAAACACUGUAUUUGAGCAUUUUAUAUCAUUUUGUUUUUUUUGUUGCUGAUUUUUAACAAUAUAACAUGGCACAUCUUUUAUUCCAAAGUCUUGGCGGAAGUGAAACUGAAUGCCUAAUGUUCCUUUAAGCAAAGAUGUGGUCUGUAUGCUUUCUUUUUUUUUUCUUCAGUCAGUUUUGAUAUUAAAUGAAUGCAAUUUUAAUGCCUUAAUUACUUAGAGAUACAGAAAGCUGCAGCUUCACUAUCCAAAGUUUUGAUUGUACUGUACAUAGAAAUGCUCACAGAUGUAAAGCUUUAAAAUGUACAUAAUGGUGUAUGCAUUUAAUUUAAUGUUUUGUUUUGUUUUGUUUGUGCUUUUAUUUUUGUGGUCAUAGACAGUUUUGCUCAGGUGCUACAAGAAUAAUGAAAAAUGAUAUUAACAUUUGACACGAGAAAAAAUGUUGACUUUGACAACAAAUUCAAGCUUAUGCACAUAUGUAAAUAGUGUUAUAUUCUGAUAUAGAAGAAAAAAUAAAAUUAAAGUGUAAUUAUUCUAUACUGAAUUAUAUGAGCAGAAGAGGCUAUCCACUAUUUUGACUGUUUGAUCAAAAAAAUAUAUUUCAGACCCAUUUUAACAUUAAAGGUAACGCUGUUUAAUAUGAGAAACAAUAUUUUUAUUUCAGCCUGUUAAAGGAAAAUUCUGGAGUUAAAACAACCAGAAGUCUAUUAUUAGCUGGUAAAGAGUAUAAACUUUCGAUGGAUCCGAGCAGUUUUGAGUGAGAACUGAAUAUUUUGUUUACAGCUUAAUGGCGGUUAAUGUUAGGACUUGAAUCACUGCACCUACAUCAAAAUAACGCUAUUUUAAGCCUUCGUCAACACUCAAAAAUGUUGUCCAACUAAAGUAAUGUUGUUGAUCGGGUCCCUACAGACAAAAGUAGGUUGUUAUAACCUUGUAAGUGUAUAGAAAGUGUAUAAAAAGGUCUGUUGGUACAAGUAUUGCCUUUGGAUUGCCACCACCUUGUUAUAAAACCAUAAAUAUCAUCCAAAAUUAGACCUACGGAUUAGUUAACUCCAGAAUAUGCUAAAGGGCUAUAUUCCUUUAAAAUGAAAAUACAUGUCUCCACAUUCACCAGUUUUGUUUUGUUUUUAAUUCCCCCACCUAAAGGGAUUCCCUGUGAGCUACAACAUGUGCAUAAAACAUGAGCGUACUGUAGCGUCACCAUCACCCCAUACAUGGUACAAAGUACCUCAUUCAUUCAGGUUCUCUGCCAUGUUUUUGUUUCCAACAGUAGCAGAGCUAAAUAGUAUGUUAGGAGAGCUGUGGAGAGGACUAUUUUCCUUCCCAAUCGCGAGAGAAAAGGUUUGAAUAUUUUAGUACUUCUCAGUUGUCACCCUUAAUUGUCGACAUGAAGCACGUGUGAUAAAUUGUACAUAUAGAAUGUGUAAGCGUGACUUGCUUUAGGACUGCGUUGCCACAUCGGAUUUGUGCACGAGAAGGAGGGAAAGGCGUAAAGUGACAGUUGAGUUCAAGGCGUGCCUUCUACACUGCUGUGAAGUCUUCAUUACAAUGCACUGGUUUGUCAGACUGUAUGUGUCCUCAACAGCACAGAAGUGAUAUAAAUCUUAUGUACAAAAAUAAAGACUUUUU
Molecule: messenger RNA, 5985 nt
Organism: Cololabis saira (Pacific saury)
Lineage: Eukaryota; Metazoa; Chordata; Actinopteri; Beloniformes; Belonidae
Gene: itga1
Product: integrin, alpha 1
Exons: 30
Coding region: 224-3778 (1184 amino acids)
Biological process (GO): cell-cell adhesion; cell-matrix adhesion; cell adhesion mediated by integrin
Cellular component (GO): external side of plasma membrane; integrin complex
Molecular function (GO): integrin binding
Source: RefSeq, a predicted model, not a curated record